Molecule: messenger RNA, 1083 nt
Organism: Heterobasidion irregulare TC 32-1
Lineage: Eukaryota; Fungi; Basidiomycota; Agaricomycetes; Russulales; Bondarzewiaceae
Exons: 5
Coding region: 1-1083 (360 amino acids)
Source: RefSeq, a predicted model, not a curated record
AUGAACGCCCGCAGCCUCCUGCUGCCCUUCCCCGCCCUCUCCGCCCGCGCAGCACCCCGCGCCCAUGCACGCACCCACGCACAGCGCACAACCCUCUCCCUCCUCUGGUCCCUCUCCCCCUCAUCUUCCUCCUCCUCCUCCUCCUCUAGCCCCUCUCUCCUCCUCUCCCAAUCCUCCCCUCUUGCGUCUGCCCUCCGUGCGCCCUUAGCCCCGCGGGGCGCACGCACGAUGGCCACCGCCGUGCGCAAGCGCAAGGACACCGCCGCCGACAAGGGCGCCUCCAAAACCGUCUCUGACGAGGAGGCCAUCUCGGGGCUCGCGCGGAUGGUCGCCUCCGAAGGCAUGUACGCAGGCGACAUGUGGGCCUUCCCCAUGGACACCCUCGACGUCCACAUCCCCAUGUUCCCCUCGCGCCGCCCCCACGCAUCCAUAAAAGACAACCUCGCCCUCCUCUACGCAAACCUCCUCAACUCCUUCAAAAACGCCUACAGCAUGUACCAGCUCGCAAAGACCCCGCACGUGGCCUUCCCCCGCGCACACAUCCCCUCCCCCCGCACCUGGCGCAUCUUCGGCCUCCGCUCCACAAAGGACGACGCCUGGGUCGCCCCCUGGCGCGCCGACUUCCUCGACACAUACAAGAAGCUCAACGCCUCCAUCGCGCAGAACGACCUCAAGGCGCUCAAGCAGCUCACCACGAACCCGCUCACCGACUCCGCCCUCGCCCUCGCGCGCGCGCACCACGCCGCGUCCCCCACCUCCCCCGCGCGCGCCGUCUCCGCCGCGACGCGGACGUACAAGUGGCGGCUGCACGCGCUCAACGCGCCCGCGGAGGUCGUCAGCCUCCGCGCGACGCAGGCGCACUGGGGCCGCGCGGAGCCGCGCACGGGCUCGCGCCUCAUCGUGCACGCGCUCGUGCGCUUCGACUCGAUGCAGACGCUCCUCGCGUACGACGCGCGCACGGGCGCGCUCCUGCCCGGCCAGACGCCCGCCCCGAAGCGCGUCGUCGAGCAUAUCGUGUUUGAGCGCCGGCUGUGGUACGACCUGCCGUGGGUCGCGAAGGACCGGCUAUUCGCGGACGCGUGA